UGCAUAUUGGUUGGUAGACACACCAAACUGAUUGUACAGAUAGAAGUUGCGGUGAGAGAUACUAGGCCUAUGCAUCAGCUCUUUUACAUGUUAUCAACAUCUUUGGGUAGGCUAUGAUAGGGUUAUUACGCAUUAGCAAUACUAUUCGAAACGCCUCGGAAAAACCACUGUCGGCAUUUAUAGCGAAUAGUUUAGCGGUCUCAUGCUUCGGAAUGCAUCUACAAAGGAGAGUGAGCUCCACCGGUAACAUCGUAUAACAGCUCCCACUGGCCACAGACCUCAAUUAAACGUCUAUUCCACUUUGGUUCAACGAGCAAACAACUUUGAUUCAACCGGUGUGUGCCCAGCGGGCUUUUUCUUGACAGAAGAAAAUAGGGAAAACAUUACAUCUUCUCUUAAAUAUUACCUGAACACGACCAACUAACUUUAAUGAAGCUUCUGGACAUUACUGCACCAGAAAAACCCAGCCUGUGGAUAUUCGGAUAUGGCUCACUAGUCUGGAAACCAGACUUCAAAUACAAGAGAAACUAUGUCGGCUAUAUCAAAGGAUAUAGUAGACGCUUCUGGCAUGGGGACAAUUUUCAUCGAGGAGACAAAGACUUGCCAGGUAGAGUGGUGACUUUAGUGGAAGAUCAUGAUGCUUGCACCUGGGGGGUAGCCUACGAGGUCAGCGACUCCCAAAUGGAGGAGUCUCUACAGUAUCUGAAUGUGAGAGAGGCUGUGCUGGGGGGCUACGUCACCAAGAUGGUGGAGUUCACUCCCAGAGAGAAGUGCCAAGGGUCUCUGCUUGCCCUGGUCUACAUCGCCACCUCUGACAACCCUAUAUACCUUGGGCCUGCCACUCCCACAGAGAUAGCUGCUCAGAUUGCCAUCUGCAGAGGCAACACGGGCCACAACAUAGAGUACCUCCUUCGCCUGGCUGAGUUCAUGAGGCUGUACUGUCCUGAGGUAGAGGAUGACCAUCUCUUCUCCAUAGAGGCAGCCGCCCUGGCUCUGCUCAUCUGAACUACCAGGGUCAGGGAUACUCACAUCAGACCAACGAUACGACCACUCAAUGCUACGACACGCCCAACCCUACUUGUUAAUAUCAUCAAUGUGAAGACAAUGACAAUAUGAAGAGAGUGCGAGUCACUACACCUCAUAAAAAGGGUCAACAUGUCAUGAUCACUGUUUUUGUUGUCCAUUGUCUGUGAACGCUCAUGACAUUGAAAUGUUUUAAGCUAAAUGGGCAAUGCGAUUACAAGUAAGGUGCUGUAUGUUUCUCUACAAGGUGUGUAAAGGGAAAUCUGAAAUUUGUAUAUUUUCUGCAAUCUUGUGCAAAAAUGGUGACAGAAUUCACCUUAACCUUUACCAGUAACUUGGUUAAUAAGGACUAUGUUUGUACACAAAUCUGCUUUUUAGUAUAGCCAUGAACAGAAUUUAUUGUAUACUUUGAUUACAUAUCAAAGAAUAACUUAAUCAUACAGUAGUCUCCUAUGGUCUUUUACUAUGAAGGCUGAUUGAAGAAUCUACUCAUAUAAAACAGAACAUUUUACCUUUACAUCAGUGGCGUACCACAGUUUCACCUUAACCAUUACACCACGCAGUCUGAGAUUAUUAAAGCUAUAUAACAACAUCCUACCUUUUCCCAGCAACAAGAGAUAUGUCUUAUGUAGAGAAAUUGGGAACCUAUCUAAAUGAAGAAAGCUAGUGAUUUUAACAAC
Salvelinus fontinalis (brook trout) is the source of this 1703-nucleotide messenger RNA. Its product is annotated as glutathione-specific gamma-glutamylcyclotransferase 1-like. The transcript has 3 exons. Gene Ontology annotation, cellular component: cytoplasm. Bases 430 to 1005 code for a protein of 191 amino acids. Gene Ontology annotation, biological process: glutathione catabolic process. Gene Ontology annotation, molecular function: glutathione specific gamma-glutamylcyclotransferase activity; gamma-glutamylcyclotransferase activity. The record is from RefSeq and is a predicted model, not a curated record. Lineage: Eukaryota; Metazoa; Chordata; Actinopteri; Salmoniformes; Salmonidae.